GUGCGCCGGGGGCCGGCUGGGCGCGAGGGGAGGGAGGCCGGCGGGCCGGCGGGGGCCGACCCCGACCCCGACCCGACCCGACCCGACCCGAUCCACCCCGGAGCUCGGGCCUGGCCGGCUAGGUCUCGCCCCCAGCGCCCUGGCUGGGCUGCGUCGGCGAGAAUGUCCACUCUUUCCAUUCUUAUCCUUUCUUUCCUGUGAUGGCACGUGUCCACGGCAGGGCUUCCGUAAUCAUCAAAAAAUACGAAGAGUUAACACUAACCAGCCUUUGUUUUAAGUGCUUUACAUACAUUGUACUAUUUUAGCCUUCUCAUCAACCUUAUGAGAGGCCAAAAGAAUACAGCUCAAGGUGACAUUAUGAAGCAAAUCUAUUUGGCAUCUGUGAGGCAUUGGAAGUUGCAACUCUUGUGGAAGGAUCUAAUACCAUGAUCAGAAGAACUGUGGAUACGUCUUUUCACUGUGAGGUUGUGGUAUACGCUUGACAAGUUUUGAAAAGAGAUUUUUAUACCGACUCUACCGACUAAUAUUUCGUUUGUGAAGCCAGGAGGCUCCAUAAAGGUUAAAAAUAAUUCAACCAUAUUGUGUUGAACUUGACUUAAGUGUCAUGAACAGUGUCUGGAGUGCAGAAGAACCAGUUCUCUCUUGUUGCGAUGGGUUUAGUCUGUUUACUUUCCUGGUGCCCUGUCGCUGAAACUGGGGCUGGGAGGCCUGGUGAGGAAUGUUUCUUCCGGAGUUCCGACAGGCUCAGCUAUUUGUCACAGCCUCCGAAGCUGCUUCGCUACAGAUGAGGAAAAUGAGGCUCAGAGAGGUUGAACCACUUCCCUCAGGACACGCAGUGAAGUAUGAAGCAAAGAUUUGAACCGGAGCAGUCUGACUCCAGAUCCUGUGCUCAUAAUCAUGGAAAGUGUUGCCUCCAAAUGUAAUUAUGGUUUAAUGAAGACCGACAACAUUUCAGUCAUUGUAUGAAGAACUUGGAUUCGGUGAUGCCUUUAAUGGUCCUUCUUUGCAGAUUCAGGACAACACUGGCCAGUCCUAGACCUUUCCUUUGCCCUUGAAUGGACUUGUAGACCCAGCACUGUGGCUAAGGGGCCUAAUGAACAUUUCCAUUCAUCCAUGUUCCUGGCCAUACUCCACAUCUGCUUGUUCCCUACAGCUGACCAUAAUUGCCUUUGAUGAGUUAAGGACGGAUUUUAAGAACCCCAUUGACCAGUGCAACCCUGUUCAUGCGAGGGAACGGCUGAGGAACAUCGAGCGCAUCUGCUUCCUUCUACGAAAGCUGGUGCUGCCAGAAUAUUCCAUCCACAGCCUCUUCUGCAUCAUGUUCCUGUGUGCUCAGGAGUGGCUCACCCUGGGGCUGAAUGUCCCUCUACUUUUCUAUCACUUCUGGAGGUACUUCCACUGUCCGGCAGAUAGCUCCGAAUUAGCCUACGACCCGCCGGUGGUCAUGAACGCAGACACCUUGAGUUACUGUCAGAAGGAGGCCUGGUGUAAGCUGGCCUUCUAUCUCCUCUCCUUCUUCUACUACCUUUACUGCAUGAUCUACACUUUAGUGAGCUCUUAACUCAAAGACCACGCACAUCCUCAGAGACUGGGAUGGGAGAGGCCCGAGGCUGCGCAGUCCACUUCUGCUGGUGAUGGGAGAAGGGACCGGUGUGGGGAUGUGACAGACAGAGACGGGCAGACACUCUGAAUCGGGAGCCGGAAGCAUGCAGCAGCCAGCGGCCGAAUGCGCACGUGUUGUCACCCUGUGUAUCAGUCCUUGGCGUUCACACCCCACACUCGGGCUGUAGAUCCCUUCUGAGCAGCGGGGGCACGAGGGGUGAUGAAACACGAAACCUCUUCUGAGCGAGAAUUGCUGCUUCCUGAAUCCACUUUAUUGAAUGGCUCCCUGAAGUUCACACUGCGUUCCUGGGCCGCGGGCGUGGAGGCUGGAUGGCUGGCAGGUGCCUGCUAAGGAACGGCGUGACCCAGGGUCAAGGCUGUAUCUGUGGGACUGAUUGAAGUCCUCAAGGACGUCACUGGGCUACCUGAGACUCUCGUGUUUCUUCCAAGCCCUGGCCACACCCUUCACUUCAAUGGGAGGGGCCUGGAAGGUGUGCAGAUUUGCCUUGGGCUAUAACCAGCCCUGAGCCUGCAGGGCUGUCUAUUUUCCUGCUCUGCUUUGUAAGAGCCCAGCUUAGGAUGUUUGUUAGCGACAUCACAAGCUGAGUUUGGGACAGUAUGUUGGUAAAGAGUUAUGGCCAAAGUCAGGGCUGGGAGGUGGUGAGAUGGGAAGGGGGGAAUCAUAGGAAAAAAUGAUUUUUUAAAACACUGAUGACAUGUUCAAGGUGUUAAUUCUUCACCACCACAAACUGUAUUCUUCUGUUGUCAUCUCAAACUAUCACAGAGUCGCUGAAUGCUAAUCAAUUGGUCAACACUAGUCAAAGCUACUGACUUUUAAGGCUCCCAAAACAAUUCUGAGGCCAGAAAAAACUGGAGUGGCAGCUCUGUACCGUGGGCAUCCGGCAGCCGAGAAGUAAGACAACAUAAUUAUAGCUUCAUUUAUGAUGCUGCAUCAUUCGUGCUGUUCGGUUCAACACAAGGACAUCAGCUCAUUUAGAAUUUUCCAUUCGACGUUCUCUCCUUUUUGGGUAGGAGUUGUACUCGGGGGUUGUAAAUAAUGACAAGGCUGAGAUUUUUAUUAUGUUUAAAUUGGGCACCAUGAUUUUGACCUUAUUCCCCAAACUUCCCUUCUUUUCUUCUGUUUGACAUACACAGGCUAUUUAUACAUAUACCAGCUUCCACCUGAAGUCCGUGACUCAGGUUUAUGAAUGGUGUUUGUGUAACACGUGUGCUGUGUUUAAAACGCAGCGACCACUUGAGUGUCUCGCCUAGCUGGCUGUCUCAUUUAAACGCAUUACAGGCUGGCUUCAUCUCCAUAUGGAUGGUAAACUGGUAGGAGGACAAAGAGAAGUUUCAAAAAAGCAUUUUCCUUCUAAAACUUCUACCGAAAACAAAAUGUAGAACUUCUGCUCUGAGGUUGAAGGUAUGGAACCGGAGGAUUCAAGGCAAUAUUUUUGGGGAGCAGGCUUCCCCUUGGCCAAUACCCAUCGUCCUGUCCGGGCAAUUGUGGUUACGGUGGAGAGUUUCCUUUAGGGCUGGUUGCCUUCAUCUCUGACUCCAUUCCUGAGACAACCAGCCACCUUCAUGCAGAAAAAUCAGCCCUGGGUUCCAGGCUGCAGGCAGCAAAUCUAACCCCACCGCCAUCUUGCAAAUGCAACUGAAGUCAGAGGGUAAAUGGUCCAUGUUACUUCUCACCACGGAGCUGUUGUUUGUUUUUUAUACUUUGCCUCCUUCCAAAAAGAUUUGAAGUGGCUUAUAAUAGCAGGCACAAGUAUGCAAAGACUGUUAAAAUGGAAAUAGGAAAUCCAAACUUAAAAAGGAGGAGGACACAGAGAUACUGACGUCCUGAGGUACUCUAUUUACUGGGACUGAGCCUAAAUUUGAUAUCAUUUCUCUUAACAGUAAAUAAUAGCAAUUCACAUUUACACAGCGCUUUUCAGAUUGCUUUUGCAUCUCAUUUGACUUUCCUCACCAUCCUGUGAAGUUGAUACUAUUCUUUUUCUCAUUUUCUAAGUGAGGAAGCUGAGUUUCAGAGAGGGUAAGUGAGUUACCUAUAGUCACACAGCAGUCCCAGACCUGCCUUUGAGCCCAGAUUGUCUGACCUUAAAAACCCCAUGUUCUUCCGUUUUAAACAGAGCACACGUGUUACACAAACACCAUUCAUAGACCUGAGUCACAGACUUCAGAUGGAAGCUGGUACACUGAAGAGCUGACAAAGUAGCUUAGGGUUCUGUUAAGGUUUGAUUAACAUUAACUUUUUGAGAGAAAGAGAGUAUUUUAAAAAGAGAGUUAUAGGGAAAGUAUAUCUUCCUUCAUGUGCUAGCCUCAGUCUUGCUUUAUUGUGGGAGGUUCUUCUCUAAGGCAGUCCUCUAGAAGCUUUAAAGGCGUCAAGUGUCUCUUGGGCAGUUAUGUUUAUGACAGAGAAACAUCCAAAUAUUUCUCUCCCACGAGUUGUGACUGGGAAAUAAUUCCAGUGGUUGUUGGGAGUUUGAGCCAAUUUUCAAUUGCUAGGAGAAGCUAAUCAUGACGAUGAGAAUCAGAGUAAUACGCACAGUUGGUGGAGCCGUGUUGUGUACCAGGAUUUAUGCCAGGACCUCUUCCAACUCUCACAGUGAUCCUACAAGGCAGGUUGCAUAUUCUCACCCCCAGUUUACAGGUCAGGAAAACAGGGAGGCUCAGGACGGAUGAGUCUUCCCUGGGUGAAUCAGCCAGACCAGAGCUCGAGGCUACAAAUAAAUGGCCAAAUAAUAAGAAUAGCUAAAAUUCAGGUGUUGGGCAUUAUUCUAUAUGUUUUGUGUGCUUUUGUCUGAUCCUCAUAACAAUACCAUGACGUCGAUAUUAUCUCUGCUUUAUAGAUGAAGAAAGUCCCAGAAGAUGAGUUACUUGCAGAGACCCAGAGCUAGUAAGGGGUGCGUAUAGAGCUACAGCUACAGCCUGGGAAUUUAACCCCAGGUCUGCCUCUUCACACAUAAUUUUUCCUUCUUGGAUAUCUUUGUUGCUCAUUGUUUGUCCCACAGAAAUGACCAAAGGGAGGAAGGGGAGUGAAGCAGGAGAAACAGCACACUGGAUAAAUCACAAAGUGAAUAUUACCCUUGGGUGAUGGAGAGCUCGUCCUACCAAGCAUGUAUGUGGGCAUCAAGGAGAGGGGGGGCACACAUAUUAUGUGAGGGUGGCAUUGGUGGGCUGGUUCCCAUUGUCUUAGGGAGGCAGAGCGGAUAGGCUUGGCAUGGCUGUGCCCGAAGGGUCAGAGUGGAAUCGGGGGGGGGGCACUAAAUUUACUUUUCACUUCAUUAAUGAAGUGAACGAUGGCACCCACUGCUCUGACUUGCUAUAAAGAUUAAAUGAGUUCACAUUUGCAGAGAACUUAGGAGAGCGCCCUCACAUGGUAAGCACUAACUCUUUGUAGGAGGUGACUCUUCCUCGCCAUCCUUCUUCUGCCCGGUGCCCACCCAGGGCAAGGUCCUCUGUUGGGAGGGAAGUCACCUGGCCAUGUGGGAAGGUAGUGAAGACCCUGGACCCUGCUACCCUCCUGAUGUUUUCAUCUGUAGUGUCCUGAGUGGAGGUCAUGCUGGGACAUGGCACCUCUUUUCAAUGCCAUGUUCUCUGGCCAAUCAUGAUAACAACUGCUGUUGAGUACUUGCCCUAUGCCAGUUGCUGUGCAAAGCACUUGACGUGCAAGGUCUCAUUUAAUCUCCACAGCAAUGCUAUGAGGUAGGCACUCUUCCUGUCUCCAAUGUAUAGUUGAAAAACUAAAGCUUAUAGAAGUUAAACAAAUGAGCAAAUGUCACAAUUCCUCGGAAGUCAUGGAGCCGAGACUCCAGCCGAAGUCUAGCCCUGACUAUUUGUUCAUUCCUGUAAGGGAGGGCAAUGGGAUGUGAGAAAGAGUAGAAAAGGGGACGGAGAAGGGAGAACAGGAGAGGCACUGCCGGGAAGUGUGGGUUUGCUCACCUCACAGGUUUCACAGCAAGCAAGUCCCCGUAAAUGACUUUGUAAUCAGAAGCAUUUGCGCUAUGGGAUCUUGUACAAGCUUCUUAAACUUUCUGAGACUCAGCUUUCCCAUCUGUAAAAUGGGAGGUAAUAAUACCUCCGUUUGAGUGAGGCUGUGAUAAAGUGAUUAUGUACAUAGAGUUUGUACAGAGAGCCGGUCUCGUACUGGGUGCUCAGCAGAUCUUGGGCCUUAGAGCUCUGCUCCACUCCCCCUCCCUUCACAGACUUGAAGGGAGGAUUAUGUCGCAUAAAACGGUAAAACGCUUCUCAUAGUAGCACAUGGCAAGAUUCAAUGAAUCUUAGCUUCCUUCCUCCCCUCCCUCCAUCCUGGGGGCGGACACGGGUAACAGAGCUCAGCCCUCUCAAGCAAAUCUCCCCUCUGCUUCCUAUUUUUAGGCUUGGUAAUUGCACCAAUGUUGAAUAAAAUUGUCACGGUUAUGACAGUUUUGUUCUCCUACGUAAGAGAGAAUGCAGCCAGCAAAAUGCUUUGACAACAAUUAAUUGCACUCACGCUGUGUCAUUGCACAGAUCCGUUUCAUAACCUUCUCUUUUCUUGGACUUGGGCUGCUCUAUUCCAAACCGUGCUCUGGUAAAUGAAGUUUAGAUCUCAAAGCUGCCUCUGCUGCCGAGCCUUAGGCAGAAGGCUGUCAUCACUGUAGGUGUUUGAGGAGGCAUCUUGGAACGUGCCCCGUGACUUGCCUCAUCCAGGCAGAGGGAAGCGUGAGCCGAGCGGAGAAGUGAUUCUUCAGGACACAGCCAGGCGUUUCUAGGGAAAGAUGGGAAAGGUUUUUGCUUCAUCCUGCCCACAUUUUCUUCCUCCUCAGCUAGUAGUGUGCUCAAGCUGGCUCAUACAGGCUUAAGAGAGCCAAUCAUUAAAUUUUGCUAAAUGGGAUUUUUGCAAAAUGGUUGUUAAACACAGCUAUUAUUAAAACCGGUUAUGUAAGCUUACAAUUAUAUUAAUUAAAUUAAACAAAGAUAAAUGUA
Messenger RNA from Balaenoptera ricei (Rice's whale), 6573 nucleotides. RefSeq names its product cornichon family AMPA receptor auxiliary protein 3 (gene CNIH3). The transcript is spliced from 10 exons. The record is from RefSeq and is a predicted model, not a curated record. Lineage: Eukaryota; Metazoa; Chordata; Mammalia; Artiodactyla; Balaenopteridae. The coding region runs from base 1094 to 1561 and encodes 155 amino acids. Gene Ontology annotation, biological process: vesicle-mediated transport; regulation of AMPA receptor activity. Gene Ontology annotation, cellular component: synapse; dendrite.